Aedes albopictus (Asian tiger mosquito) is the source of this 14623-nucleotide messenger RNA. Its product is annotated as probable cytochrome P450 6a14. Lineage: Eukaryota; Metazoa; Arthropoda; Insecta; Diptera; Culicidae. Bases 2852 to 4354 code for a protein of 500 amino acids. Gene Ontology annotation, molecular function: heme binding; iron ion binding; monooxygenase activity. The record is from RefSeq and is a predicted model, not a curated record. The transcript is spliced from 2 exons.
UCUACAAUAAUCCGUUGAGAAAUUUCUUAAGAAACUUUCGGAAGAAAUCACUGAAAGCUUUUCUUAGAUAUCCGAAGAUGAUUUCCUGAAAGAAUUUUCGUACGAAACUUUGAAAGAACUUAUAGAGGAAUUUCUGAAGAAGCCCAUGGAAGUUUUUUUCAAAAUGUUCUAGUACCCUCGGGAUGUAAUUUUAAAUAAAAUUCUUGUGAAAUUUCUUUAUAAAUUCAUGGUAGAUGUCCUAAGAAAACUUUCAGAACUACGGAAGAAAUCCGUAUAAGAUUGUUUUCCAAGAUUGUCAAAAGGAAUCCAUGGAACAAUUCCGGAUGGAAUUCAAGGAAGGUUUUUUUUUUACUUAUUCGUUUAUUUGGAAGGCUCGGGUGCCACAUAACUGGGCCGAAAUAAUUUGUUUUUACAUUAUACAAUUCAUAACUGCCUUAAUACUAUGUUAGUUUGGGAAGCUGAAGUGCUUGCGGUUGUUUCAAGGUUAUGGAUUAAGGGAAAAAAAUAAAUAAAAUAAAAUGAAAUAAAAUUGGGAAGGAGGGAUUUAUGGGUUUUAAACUAAAUUAUUUGCUAACUUAGACCAACAAUAUUGAUGGGACAAAUUGUCCAGAUCUGUAGCGGAACCAAAAAGGAAGGACUUUAUCAGUAGACAACGACAAGACAAGGACAAAUGGAAGGAGGGGGGACAGACAGGGGCCAACAACAAAAUCAAACGGCGGACAACGAAAACAAGGAAGGCGGACAACAAAAAUUUAAUAAAUGAGAUUCAUGUAUUUCCAAUCAAGGCCAACCCACACUUCUCUAACUGGUUUCUGUUGUUUUCUUUGGACCCGAAGAAUUUCAUGCAGCUCAGAUCUGACCUCACGAUACUCAUCGCAUCCCCACACGACAUGUUCAAUAUCAUGGUAAGCCACACUACAGACACAGAUAUUGCUUUCUGAGAGUAGUGAGAGUUCAAAACGGAAGGUAUGUGCGUUUAACAUAAAGUGGUUGGACAUCAGUCGACACAUCACACGAAUGAAAUCGCGGCAUAAAUUAAAACCUUUGAGCCACGGCUUCUUCGACACCUGUGGGAUGAUGAUAGAGUGCAACCAUCUACCCAUCUCUUCAUCUCUCUAUUUGUGCUGCCAGCUGAUCAAGGUCUCCUGACGGGCCAAUGCAAAAAAAAUCGUCGAAGGCCGAAUCGAACAACGUGAUGGUGUAUCAGCGUUUAGACAAAUCACUCAAGACUUGGCGCAUUCUAUUCAGGAAGUACGCUGAGUACUGAGGAAGGUUUUAUGAAGGAGUUCUUUGAUUGAUUUCUAGAUUAAUCUUUUAAAAACAUUUGAAAAGAAGCCCUAAAGGAAACUUUGAGUGUUUUGAGGGAUAAGAGAAAUUUCCUAGGGCUUCCUGGUAUUUUCUUUUUUUUUUGAAAAAAAAAUCCGGAGGCAUUGCGUUGGGAAUUUUUGGAGGAUUUUUUUUUGCAGGAAAUCAAAUUUAUGUAUAAAACUAUCCAUGGAUAGUUUGAUGUUUUCUGGAGGAAUCUCUCAAAGAAUUUCUGUAGGAAUCAUUAAAAAAUUUCUAAAAAAAUACGAAUGAAUUUCUUAAGCAAUUUUCUAAAAUGACCUUUUGAGAAAUUUCAGAACUCUAGAAAUCUCUGGAAAAGAUUAGGUACUAAUCUCUUGAUAGAUUUUUUUAAGUUUUUUUUUUCUCAAGAGCUGGUUACUCAGUGAGUAACUUGGAGUAACCUCGAUGACACCACUGGUUAUUACACUCCCCAUGUAUAUCCUGAUUGGCACCGGAAAGUGUCAACAAAUCCUUUCCAGUUGGUACCUAGAAGUAGUAUCAUAUUUAUCAACCACUUUCAAACUCGGUGAAAUAACCUACGAAAAUGAUGUCAUAUUACACAUUUUUUGUUUCUGUGAUCAAACAAUACCACCAGUUGUGUCACCAACAUUACACUUGUUAAAAAAAGAAAGUGUUUGGAUGGAAAAAUAUCGGCCAACAACACAAUACCCAGUAAACAAAUUUGUAAUAUGCAUAGACGUAGAUACAUGCGAUCCAUUUGUAGACAUAACUUCACUAAUUAACCAAGUUGCUCAAUAGUUAUCACUCCAUGUAUACCCCGGAUGAUGCUGGAAGGCACCAAUAAGCUCAUUUCAUUAGAAAAGUAUAACCCGUUUACUCGUACGAACUCAUACCAGUAUUUUACUUUUAUAUGAUUUAUCUGUCGGUUUGGUUAUAGCUAUUGCUAGUUAGACGUACUUUCCAGCGGCGACGACUGAUUUGCUGCGAGGUGUACAUCGCUUUUAAGAUUCAAUUGAUGUGAAUCUAAAACGAUUUGAUUUCACACGUUUUUUUUUUUUUGCUGUGUACUUAUUAUUUAUUUAAGUAAAAUAAAACCUUACAGUACUUAUAUGAUAACAAAAUAUUCGAUCCUAAAGACAUCAAAACAAAAACAAAAUUAUAGUUUGAAACAGACAAAAACAAAAACAGUUUAGUCAUAGUUGUAAAAUCCACUGACUGGUAUGCGCAUCUUUCCAUAAUAUUAUAAUAUUAUCAGAUUCUAUACAACAUGAUAUCCGAAGCCCUUCCACUCAACUUCUUUCCCUCGAAUCAGCCACGCACAUUACCAGCCACUUGAUGCGGAUCAAACCGGUAAAACGCGUUGCUCAUCUCUUGCGGCCGAUUUCCCUAUGGCAGGCAGCCCUUACGCAUCUUAAUUUGGGCUUGUUUUUAUGCGCUCAAUGUUAUCAGCUUAGCUGUUUGCUCUUAAAUGUUUGGUGACCCAUCAGGGAAUCCCUUCGCUGAACUUGUUUCAGUCUUCAACGAAUAGUCAUUCAGUUUACAUGAACUGGUAGAGUUUAGGAAAAUGUGGAUCUACAUUCUGAUAGGUGUUUUUACACUUGCGAAUUUGUAUGUUCGUCGGAAGUACUCGUUCUGGAAACGGCAAGGAGUACCCUUUAUUAAACCCAAAUUUCCCUUCGGAAAUCUGCUUGUAAAUGGAAAACGAGUUCACACGUCUCAGUUGACGACCCAUUACUACAAUGAGCUCAAGUGCAAAAAGUGUCCCAUUGGCGGGGUAUUCUUUUUCACGACUCCAUUUGCCGUUGUGCUGGAUCGACAGCUGAUGAGAAAUGUUUUAAUCCAGGACUUCCAGCAUUUUCACGAUCGAGGUUUAUACUGCAACGAAAAGGAUGAUCCCAUAUCAUGCCAUUUGUUUAACAUCGAAGGAAGCUACUGGACCAAUUUGCGAAAAAAGCUCUCUCCGACGUUCUCUUCCGGAAAGCUGAAAUUGAUGUGUCCCAUGGUUGUAACAGUUGCCGAGCGAUUUCAAGAGUGUUUAUCCAAGUCCAUCAACCAGAACCGCAAAGAUGUCGAAAUGAAAGAGUGGCUAAAUCGUUUCACGAUCGACGUCAUCGGAACUUGUGCGUUCGGCCUGGAGUGCAACAGUUUGACCAACCCGGAGGAAGAGUUCCGAAAAAUGGGAGUCAGAAUGUUUCACGUGGCCAACAGUCGAGUUAUCAAAUUUUUCUUCAUAUCGCUGUUCAAGAGCCUGGCGAAGCGGGUGCACGUUAAAACCGUGCCCACCGAUGUGUCGGAGUUCUUCUUCAAGGUCAUUCGCAGAACGAUCGCAUUCCGGCAGAUGAACCACGUGCAGCGGAACGAUUUCAUUAACCUGUCGAUGCAGCUGAUGUUGGAGGGCAAGCUGGAGGGAUCGGACGAAGACGUGGGGAAGAUAACGCUGAACGAGGUGGUGGCGCAGUCGUUUGUAUUUUUCUUGGCUGGUUAUGAGACGUCCAGCACGGUGAUGAUGUUCUGUUUGUACGAGCUAUCGCUACAGGGGGAUAUCCAGCAGCGUGCUAGAGAAAACGUUUUGGCGGCUGUUGCAAGACAUGGUGGUUUGAAUUAUGACGCUUUGAUGGAUAUGAGCUAUUUGGAUCAGUGUAUUAACGAAACUAUGAGGAAAUACCCACCGGCGGGAAACUUGGGUCGUUGCGUCACCAAAGACUACAAAGUGCCCAACUCAGAUCUUAUUCUCAAGAAAGGCCUCAACGUGGUGAUCCCAGUGCACGGUAUCCAUCACGAUGAGGAGUACUAUCCGGAUCCGGAACGUUUCGAUCCGGAGAGGUUCAGUGCAGAGGAGAUAGCCAAGCGAUUGCCGUUCACAUUCAUGCCCUUUGGCGAAGGUCCCCGCAACUGCAUUGCAGCGCGGUUCGGAAUGUUGAUGGCCAAAGUCGGAGUGGCGGCAAUGUUGAUGAGGUUCAAGUUUUCCAAGUGCUCCAAGACGGCUGUACCGCUGAUAAUAUCGCCGAAGCACGCAUCGAUGUCUCCGGAGGGAGGAAUGUGGCUGAAAGUGGAAGAAAUAAAAUAGAAAAAGAGUAUUAUACGACCAUUAUUAUCUAGUUACCGGAAAUUUCAAUUCCAUUUCAGUAAGUAAAAAUGGUUCUUGAUGUUGUUAUUAACAGUGUCAAUUUAAAAUGUGUCACAUUCAGUAGACGAGGUCUCAAGUCUCAACCAUGAACUUCUCUUGCGUGAGGAUUUGCGGGCUCUAUUCCAAUUAAUAAAUAUCAUGCAUGCUGAAAAUAUAAACACAAAAAUCUGUACGAUUCUAUCAUUUGUAUGUUAGGAGAGUACAUUCACUGCGGUGACUAAUUCACACAAUUUAUUUUCUGAAUUCAGCAUUGCAUUGGUACGCGUUACAUAUUAGGGUUCAGUGUAAAAAACAAACUAAAAAAACUGCCUAAAAUUUCUUAAGGAAUUUUUGGGAGAUUUCCAUAGAAAUCGAUAUAGAAAAUUCUGAAAAAAAUACUCAAUAAAAUAAACUUUUGAAGAAAUCCUACAUAAAUACCCGAAGAAAUCCUUGCUGAAGGAGUCUUCGAAGCAAUUUCUGAAGAAAUUGCUGGCCGAAUCUUUGGAUCUUUGGAUCUUCAAUGAGGAAUACCUGAAGGAACUCCGUGGCAAACCUUUGGUGAAUUUGCUAAGAAAAUUUCUUAAGAAAUCCCUUAAGGAAUCCCUGGAGAAAUAUCUGGAGAAACUAAUGGACGAAUUGGAUCUGACAAUAUUUCAGAAAAAUAAAAUCUUCACUUUUUUAUGGACUUUAUGUUUAAUUCCUAGCAAAUAUUUCUCAAAAAAUGCUUGAAUGAAUUGCAAGGUAUUUGUGAAGGAAAUGUUAGAGGAAACUAUUGAACAAUACGUACAAGAAUCUGUUUAUAAAUUUAUGCCGGAAUUCCUGCAGAAAUUCCCGGAGCUAUUGCUUCGAGAAUUUCCAAUGAUGGUGUUCAUUGAGAAGUUCGUGAUGAAUUUUUAAGAAACCGCUAGAGCAGAUUCCAAACAUUCAAACAUUGAAAACAACUCUGAUUAAAUUCUAAAUAAAUUCUUGGAAAAAAAUCUAAAAGAAUCCUGCAAGCGUUUUCUGAACACAUCCCUAGAAGAUUUUCUGAAAUGCCAGGAGAGAUCAUACCUACACCUUCUUCAGGAAUCCUUGAAAAUAUGGAGACGCAAUUCCUGCUAGAGUUACUGAAGAGAUUGCUAGAACAAUUUACAAACGAAGCAUGGAAAAAGUGUCUGAAAAAUUCUGAAGAAAUUCCUGGAGAAAUUUCUGAAGGAAUCCUUGAAGGAUGAUACGAAAGGAUUCCUGGAGACAUUUCUGGAGGAACUCCAGGAAUCCUUGGAAAUCUGUAAAGACGGAAUCCUUGGAGCAGUUUCUGAAAGAAUCCUACGAAGAAUUUUGGAAGUAUUCACUGGAUAAUCUGGACAAAUUCUUGAAAAAUUGUAUGAAGUUAUGAAGGAAUUACUGGAGUAAUUUCCUAAGGAAUCCGUGGAAAUUUUCGUGAAAGAAUCCUUGGAUGAAAAGCAAAAGGAAUCUAUAUAGCCCUUAUAGAAGAAAUUUAUUUAAAAAAAUCCGAACUAAUUGUUAUGAAGUUUCUGGUGACUUUCAGACGGAAUUUAUGGAAGAAUGUAUGAGGCAAACUUUGGAAAAAUUUUCGAAGGAAAUCUGAAUUUCUGAUUUUUUUAAGGAUUCAGGCAGAAUCCUUGGAGCAAUUUCUGAUAAAAUCAAUAGAAUGCUUUCUAGAUGUAUAUUUGAAGAAUAUAAUGAAGGAAUCUCAAGAGUAAUUUCGGAAGAGGACUGGAGAUAUCCCGAGGAAUUUCUAAACAAAAAAGUAAAAGGAUUUGUUAGAGAGAUUUCCAAAGAAACAUUUGGAUACACUUCUUUAAACCAUCUCAAAGGCAUUUCUGAAACAAACCAUUCAGGAUUUCCUGAAAGAAUUCCUCGAAAACUGAAAAUUCCAGGGGAAUCCCUGGAGGAAAUUCAUAAAGAACCCAUGGAAGAUUUUUUAUGGAAUAAAUGGAGAAUAUUCUGUAGGAAACUUCAGACUAAUAUCUGAAGAAAUCUCUGUGAAACUUCUUUAACGCUUAUUUUGAAGAUAACAAAAAGAAUCCUAUAAGAUUUUCUCAAGCAAUCUGUGAAGGGAUUUCUGGAAAAAACUUUGAGAAGAUUUUGUAAAGGGAUCCUCUGAUGGGUUUUGUAGGAGAAAUUCUGGAGGAAGCCCUGGAGAAAUACAGGAAGGAAUUUCAGAUGCAGUCCAUGUCAGAUUUUCUUGAAAACGACUUGAUGGUUAUCGGGAGGAAUCCUCAAAAGAAUUCUGAUUCAAUUUCUGAAGAAAAUUGUGUAAAUAAAAACUAGUUGGGUUAUUAAAUGAUCAGCACAGGAAUUGUUUCUUUGGAGCAAUCCAUGGAGGAAUUUCCGAAGGAACUUUUGUGAAACUUGUUGAAGAAAGUUUUGGACGUGAAAAAAAAUCUUGCAGGAAUUUCUGAUGAAAUCUAUUGGUGGAAAAUUUUUCGAAGGAUAUCCUGAAAGAAUCCCUAAAGAUAUUAAAAAAAUGUAGAUGAAUUUCUAAACAAUUUCUUGGACGAAUUUCUAAACGAAUCCCUGGUGGAAUCUUUGAUGAAAUUUUUGGAUGAAAUCCCACUCACAUGGAUUUUUUAUUCGUUUGGCGGCGCAAAAAAAAAAUAAAAAUACAUAGAUGGGUUUCUUACAUUUAGAAGGAUAAGUUUUCAAUACCAUGCGCAUGUUUAGAGGCACGCAAAAAAUAAAUAUACAGGUUUGUCCCGAAACUUUUUCCUGAAUAUCUCCUUGGUUUCCUCUCAGAGUUGCUCCCGAAGUUUUCCUAUAAUUCCUCUCGGAAUUUGUUCCAGAACUCCUCCUGAUAUUUUUCCUGGAUAUUCUCUUAAGGUUUCCAGGGUUUCCAGAAUUUCUCCCAGAUUCAAACAGAUUCUUUAAAAACAAUAUCCACUCCAGGGCUUCCCCAAUAACUUCACCAAGAUUUCGUGAACGUUGGAAACAUUUAUAAAGACCGCUAAAGAAAGUGUGGACGCAGAGAGAAAAUAUUGCCAUUUAAAAUUAUUGAUGACUAGCCUUUUUUAAGGCUCCAUCCUGUUGAUCUACCUAUUUUCUCGGAAUUUGUGCAGCGGUUUAUUUGAUUUCAACAGUUUGUUUCAAAAUACAUAAACAUUCAUAGGAACACCUUGGAAAAAUUGUGCACAAAUGAUGCACAGAGCUUGAAAUGUCACUUAGGAAAUGAGCUGACUUUGAAGGGAGUAAGCACAGAGUAAGUGAGAAAACCAUGCAAAAAAAAGGGUCAACAAUAUAGGUCCUGCUGAUUCUCGUUUGGAUAGAUCGAUACCAACAUUUCAAAAGGGCGUAACUGCUUUUGGAAUCAUCACCUUCUUUGAAAGCUGUGGAUCAUGUGUUAUGAUUUCCAUGUUUUUCACAACAAGUACCAGAUGGGAAAACUCUCCUCUUUCCGACAACCACGGUGGUUUGAGUGUAAGGGAGGCAGUACGACCUACAGCUUUGAAAGAAGGUAUUACUUCCAAAUGCAUUUACGCCCUUUUGAAAUGUUGGUGCCGAGAUGUAUGAUGAAGGCAUUUGAGCACAAGAAAAAUCCUUCUAAAAGUUACACAGAGCGGAAUAUGAUCGAAAAAGUUAUCAUUUAGAAUUAGGUUCAUCGUGGUAAAGAACGUUUGAAUUUUCGAUCCUAUAGUGAGCAGAAACAGCCAAAAAGCCAAAAUUUCUGAAGCUAUCUUUGGAGGAAUUUCAGGAUGAAUGCCUGAGAGAAUACCUAAAAAAGUGGAAGUAAUUCCAAGGGAAUUUGUUUUGCAAAAAAAAACCACCGGCGUUCCUGAAGAAAACCGUAGAGGAUGAAUUUAUGAGGGAUCCGUGAAGAAUUUUCUGAAGGAAUAGAUGGAAACACUGUGGGAAAUAUCCCUGGAGGAAUACUUCAAAGAAUGGCUUAUAUAAUGUCUAAAAGGAUUAGUACAUAAAAAAUACUGAAGUACCUGGAGAAAUUUCUGAACGAAAACCUGCAAUAUAUAAAAAAUCCUGAAGGAUUUCUUAAGAAAAGCACUGGAGAAAUUUCAUAAAAAAUGUUUUCCAAGGAUUCUAGAAGAACUGGAUUGAUGAAAAGGAAUAGAUUCUGGAGUGAUUACUGGACGAUUUUCUGGAUUUCUGGGAGAAACUUGGAAAAAAACCUGAAGCAUCACCGAAGAAAUGUCUAAAAUAUUUCCUGAAAAUUUCUUCAAGGGGUCUUAGGUGUGAAUUAAUCACAAGUAAUCCCUGGACGAAUAUUUGAAGGAACUUCUGUAGAAAACAAUGGAGGAUUCUCUUGCGAAUUUUGUUGAGGAAUUUAUAAAUCAAUUUCUGAAUAAAUGACUAUCGGAAAUAUCUGAAGGAACCUUAUGAGAAAUUUCAACAAUAAUUUCUGAAAGAGUUUCUGGAUUUUUUUCUGAAUUGCUGAAAGAAAAAUCUAGAAUAAUUUCCAAAAUGAUCUCUGAAAGAAUCACCGCAUCUCUUUAAAAAAACAGCUGAAAUUGUAACUUUUGAGAAAUUAAAAAAAAAAUCCCCGGAGAAACUCCUAGAGAAAUAUAAAGAUAAAUUAUGAAAAAAUCCCUAAAGGAAUUUAUGGAGGUGUCCCGGAGGAAAUUCUCAAGAUAUACAUUCUAAAAUUAUUCUCGGAGGAAUCUUUAAGAAUAUAUGAUUCUUCUAUUUCUGCUAAACUUAAAAAAAAAAUCUUCAAAAAUGCGUCUUCUGAGAUGAUUGCAGAAAAAUUUCGUAAAAUAAUAAUACAUUGAGGGAUUUUCCAAGGAAUAAUAUUAAAACAGGCGCAAAUUAAGGUCAUUUCCAUCCAGGCGUUCCAGUAUAGGGGGAACUGGAAUGUGGUUUCCUCGGCCAACAGCUCGUAUUUGUGGUGGAAAGCUCUGACAGUAAUUCUGGAAAAAUCUUGAAAAGACAUCCAGCGAAAACCUCUUGUAAAAUAUGAAAAAAAAAACCUGAAUCAACUUUGGAGAAUUUCAUGGGUGGCAUUCUUGGAGAAAUACUAGGAGAAACGCCAAAAAAUCCAGCAGCUCUGGAAACAUCCUGAGUAGAAAUCCUGGAAGAAAUUCGAAGAUAUAUUCCCGAAAAACUCCAGGAGAAGGACUAUGCGGAAAAAAUAUAAUGGAAAAACAUGACGUCUGCAACGUGGAAGAACCAUAGAAAGUUAUAAAAAAAAAUCCACGAAAAUAUUCGGAAGAAAGUCUGGGAAGAGCUCAGGGAAAAUUUUCAAAAAAUCUUUUGGUAUAAAUGAGUUAACGAAAACCAACAAAAAAAAUCCUGAAGAAUCUUGAAAAAUACCGGUAGACAUACUUGUAGAAAUCCUGGGACAAAUUCCGAGAAGUAUUCCGAAAAAAUCUGACAGCAAUUCCUGGAAUUCAGGGUGCUACUCCGCAAUAAAUCCCUGGAGAAAUUUCGGAAGAAACUAAUCUAUGAAGGAAUACCAGGGCCAACUUAAGGAGAAUUCUUGGGAAUAAUUAAAAAAACAAGUGUAAUCGCAGAAAGCAUGAGUGACGGGUAAACGGGUAACUUUAGGAAACAUUAAAAAAAAACUUCAUUGCUCAAAAUUGAUUGAUUGAUAAAAUAAAACGAAAGUCGUGAACUCAUAUCAACGAUCAACAUUUUUGAUGCAUAAUUAACUGCUGAUUCCGAAAUCAUGCAUAAAUUUUUUUUAGGUGGAACUAAUUUAUGGAAUUCAUUAAAAAUCAAAUACAUUAAAAAAAUGAAAAUUUGUAGUUUUCUUUUUCAAAAAAGAGCAAUUCAAAAAAUUUUCAACGAACAUUUGAAAUAUAAGAUGUAAGCAAGUUACAGAAUUUUAGCUUAAUCUGAACAUUUGUUACGGAGAAUGAGAUGUGGGAAGCAAGCAACUUUGCUUACAAACCUAACGAAAAUCGCAUUCAAAUCAUCAGCCUUGUAUGGAAAGUUAAAAUUAAUCUUUUGUCCUUCACGUUUUUGUGCUGUGGGCAUGAUUAUAUACUGAAAACUAUCAUCAGCUUACCGAGUUCAAGAAUGACGUUAAUUUAUGUUACUGAAAAAGUUAAAACGAAUUGAAGAAGGCAAUAUUGUGUUAAAAAGUAUGUUAGUACAGCACAAGGUUAAUUGGUAAAUUCAUUAUUUUAAAUACACAAUUCACUAUAUUUAAUCUCAAGUAGCAGUUUUACAUUUUUACAAGAAUGCUAACAAUAUAAUUUUUGUCACUUUAAAGCCCUGGUUAUACCGGUAUAACCAGCCUUUGGUAUAUACCGUAAAUAUGAUUUAUUGAUAUACUUUUGGAAAUAUUCUUACAGAAAGUCAAAUGAUAUGUCUUAUAUUCAGUGGAGUUAUUUUUAGAAUUUUAACUUUCGAAUUCUUGAAGCAUUCUUAAGAGGUGGAUGUAUAUUCCAUGAAAAAUUCAUAAAAAAAUGUUGAUAUUAUAUCAUUCUUACGAUUGUAAUUAGUAAUUAGCAAAUUGACCAAAACCAAGCAUAAACUAGCAUACAAUUCGCAUUUUCCACAGUGAGUAACGUUUUAAACAACUUUUUGGUUCAUCAGAAAAAGACACUACCUCGUAAGGCUUUCCCUUUCUUCGCUGUCAUAUCAAUUACGAGCGUGUAAACGAUAUCCUUCGAGUGCUCUCCUGUUGAUCAAACUAAUUGAAUGCUUCCCUCCUGGCAAGUUUCCUACGAAAGCCGCUUCGAAUCUGUCUUCCAAAUCCCUCCACUUGCUCAACUAGGCUAGAUGAUAGAGAUAGACAAACCGGUAAUGCUUCCUUCCUCUCGUACUCUUCCUCACGGCGCCAGUCCGUCGUCGUCGAUUCCAUUAUCACGACGACUGUCUCUAGCUCCAAUUUCGUGACUUCUCGCAUAAUUCGCAAAGCAGCUCAUCAAAGUUCUCGUACCUACCAACCAUCGACAGCCAAAACCGGGAAAACAGUUGGUUUGUGUGUGCGGUUGAGACUGUGAGUAGUAUGCUUUACCCACUCCCUGCUUCUUUCUCUCCGUCGUCGGAGUACCCCACAUACCACUAGGAUACGUGAGUAGAUCCCUCACUUGAAGCUACUUUGGUAACCCCAGUUGUCAUAUCCCGGAUAGAAGAACAUGUUUAGGUAAAAUCUCAAACUGUUAUUCGCUUGUCAUUUAUUUAACUAACUACUAAAUUAACUGUGCAAUGUCAAAACUGCCAUAGCACAUAUUCAAUUGACUUAGUGUUCUAUAAGAACUGAGCACUUUCUCACUGUUUAACCAAGAGCCUUCGUUGCCUUAUCAUCUGGUAUGGUAACCCACAUGCAUUCGGGAUACCAUUCACCAGGGCAAACAUCAAUCCCAUUUUUAUAUUUGCCCACAACUUUCGCACCAGAUUCCUCAUAAAAGCAUAGUUCUUCUGUGAUAGAGCUCGGUCCUGACUUUGAUGAUUUGUGAUCUGUGAUCGGUAUGCGGUUCCCCAUAGUUGCACACGUCUAUGGUUUCCGAUGUCUGGGUACCCCCACCUACAAUGUAAGCCCUUCUACAUGAUGCCAUUGGUGGUUGGGCACAGAGAUAUGGUAUCCUGUCUUUCUACAGCUUGGCGCAAGGCGACGACGACGACGGUGCAUUUCACUAUUGGGGUAAGACUCGUGCCGUGCCUGCUUUACGAUUCGAUAUUGCGAAUAGUGAUUGGAUGCAUGGAUGAUGAUGGCAAAGCCUGGCUGUGGCAGGGCGGGAGGAAAAUUUGAUAAGUCGCUUCCUGCGUCGUCGAAGUUUUUGCCAUCGUCGUAAUCCUCGUCGUGCAGCUACGUGAUGUGUGGAAGCGUGUGUGUACGUGCAUCCGGAAUUUGAGUGUCUGCGGGACGGAAAGUGAAUCCACAGGCUAAGUGUUACUUCACUUGACCUGGUUUUGUUUUCCAAUCGUAGGAGAAAUAACUAAAAAGGGAGGGGUUGUCUUAGUUUCAACAUUGUUAUAGUUGGUCUUGAAAAAUACAAAUAUUUCGAUAGACAUAUGAAAAUAACAUGUCAUAUUCCUUUAUAGUUCAUAUCUCUUUCGAGUUGGAGAACAAUAAAAAGUGACUAGAAAUAUAAACUUCGACUUCGAAUUUUGACAAUCCAAAUUAAUUAAGGUUGAAACUUGGGUUGAAAACAAAUGCGACAGAAACAUCUUUUCAUAUUGUGUUUUUAUUUUUGCAAAAUGUUGGUAUUUUUAUUUUGAACAACAACUUAAAAUCAAAUAUCUCAAACAGGUGAUAUUUUUGUUGAUAUAUUAUAGUGGACGAAUUAUGAAGUUCAUUGCACGGUGGGUCAAAAUAGAGAAAUGGUGGACCAAAAAAGUUUUUUUUUUAAUUUAUCUCUUUAGCCCUAGGCUAGUUCAUCUCGGGACCCACGCUUUGCUUCCCUUCCGAAGAAAGAACUCACAUAUUACGAGUUUGUCGGAAGUAGGACUCGAUCCCAGGUCCUCGGCGUGAUAGUCACGGGCUUUAAUCAUCACACCUGGUCUGCUCCACAAUUCAAGUUGGAUUUUUGAAAAUUGUUAAAAUAACCUCUUUUAGAGUAUUUUUGGAUCCGACUUAAUGAAAGUACGCAUAAUUUCCGAUAAAAACCCUAAUUUAUCCACCUAGCGGUGAUGGUGCCUUUCUCGUGCUUUAAAAUAUCCUUUCAACGUGCGGCUUCGUGGUCGUGCGGCUAAGGUCACCAAGCCUUUAGUCGCAUCGUGCUAAGGAGUGCGGGUUCGAUUCCCGCCGCAGCUGUCAGGAAAAGUUUUCGGCUGUGCCACUGGGCGUUGCAUGCUAGUCCGUUGUCUAGUGUCGUGCUUCCUUCAAAGAGCAAAUAGCUCACUGAAAGCAUUAAACGUGUCUGUGUCUUUAAAAAAAAAAAAACAAAACUCGAGCGACAUGUUGAUGGCAUUGACAUAAAUACAAAAUGAAAACUGCCUGCUAAAUCUACUCAAUAUGGAUACAUUUUAUAUUAGCAUAACAUCCAAUAUUCAGAAAAUAUAAGACAAUGAUCCAAAACUCAAACCAAACAAGUGUCAUCAAGCCGCAAAAUUUUGAAACGUCAUUUUAGAUUUUCCGGUCAUCAUUUUAUGACUCCGGAUAUCUACCCCAACCAAACUAACCGCCAUCUUGAACAUUCAGACACCAUCUUGGAUGUUCUGGUAUUCAUUUUUGGACUCUGCACCUAAAAUUACAUAAAAUAGUCGCCAUAUUGAAUUUUGGCAUGUCGUUUAUGAUUUUCUGGUUACCAGUUUUGGACGAAAACCGGCAUUCUUCCCCAUUCAAACUAUAGUCAUAUUGCAGACCUUGUGAAACAGCGCACAGCUUGGGUUUUCUGAUUUCAAAUUUUGAAUUCUGGACAUAUUUUCAUACAAAAUAUGCCCAUAAUGCAAGAAUUAAAAAUCCUAUAAAAUAGGCACUAACUUGAAUACUGGGCCAUUAUCUUGGACUUUGGACCGCUAUCUUGGAUACUCUGGUGGACUCCGAACAUAUUUCCCAUACCAAAUACACUUAUUUUACAUAGUUUUAGAGCUCAAAAUUCCUUAAAACAGCCACCAUCUUCUGUUGAAGCGAUCAAAUUCUUAUUUUUCCAUUCAUUGUUGACCCAUCCUGCUAUAAAUUUACACCUUAGGAAUCUGAAAUGGUACGAUUUGAUGAGAUCGCUUUAGUUUUGUCUAUAUUUUGUUCUCAUAUAUGCGGACUUAGACCUAUUCGUCACUGUUGUUCCAUACCUAAUGUUUAUCAAGCCAUUAAACAAAGUCACGAUUUAAUUUUUCACAUGAACGUUGGUUCUGCUACAAAACAGCUAGUCUCUAAUGUGAUCUAAGGCUAUUUUCUUGCUAACCGUUCAUUAGAUUAUCAAAGAAUCUGCGAUCUGAUGUGUCGUAUGUAUGGGUUUGGUUCAUUUUUAUAUUUGGUAAUUUCCGGUGGGAUAGCCGGAUCUGAUUCCAUUAGUCAUGGACCAUGACACUACCGGUUGUCCCAAUUAUGGUCUGAGUAUAUUUUAUUGCUGUUUAUUCACCUUUACCUAAUCACCGCGAUUUGAUAUAUCGCAUGAAUGGGUUUACUUCUCUUUUACUUCUAACCACUUUCGAAGCCACAGCUGAACCCGUAACACUACCGGGAAUCUAAUGUGGUCUGACCCUAUUUUUCCAUCGGGUUGUCGAUAAGUCGUGAUCAGUCUUGUUAGAGAUCACAGUCAUUUGAACCUUUUCGUCGAUAUUCGGCCUCCUUUGUCUCCGACAUUCGCAACACAAGCAAUCAAACUACUGUUCGAAACAAAAAUGUCAAACGAAUGCACUUCACCAUGAUAGCGGCUUCGGGAGACG